AUGGUGUACAUGACUGUUUUGUUCAUCGGGUGUCUUCUUAUGGUUGGACAAUGUCGUCGCCCUGAGCCUGAGAGCAUCUACCAAGAUGGCCGUGCCAACACAACUAUGGCGGUCUCGUCAUUAGAUGACAGCAAAAUUACCGUGAAAUUUUGUCUUCCUAGAAAUUGUACAUCUAAAGGUGAAUUCUGGGGCUGGGAUCCAGAGUGCUACUGCUGCCUCACCAAGCCGGGUGUACCGUGUUUUCAUACCGCAGAGGAGUGUCAGAAGAAAUGCCCACCAUUGAAAUAA
Triticum turgidum subsp. durum (durum wheat) is the source of this 288-nucleotide messenger RNA. The record is from the annotation of a GenBank genome assembly. Lineage: Eukaryota; Viridiplantae; Streptophyta; Magnoliopsida; Poales; Poaceae.